GGCGGGGUAGUCCGGCGACGGAGCCGCUCUGGGAAAACGAGAUUCCCCAUCUUGGCCACGUGGGCUUUCGCUUGUUCGGGCGCCGGCCUGCCUCUCCGCUCCGUCGAUGGGCUUCCCUGCCGUGUGCGACAGGCUUUCUCCCGUGCGAGGUUUAGGCUUCCGAGUCUCCCAACGCCCUCGUUCACGAGACAAUGGAAUUUCAGUUCAACUUCUCUGUGGACAAAAUAGCAGAAAACAGAACAGAUACUCCUGAGAAUGAAAAGCUACAGCAGGAAAUGGUCCUAUUGAAUAAUCAAGACAACAGCAAUAUUACCUCAGAAGAAAAUAAAUUAAAUGACUUUUUAUCUGGAACCAUUGCUAAUAUAUCAAACCACAGUACUUUGAAUGCAAGCCCUGAUACAAGUUUGUUGAGGAAACAGUCCUGUCCCAAAUCUGCCAAGAUGCAUGAUAUUCCUAAAGAUGUCAGUAAAGUCCUUGAAAACAAAACUAUUGGAACUUUACCGGGCAUUCACUAUGCAAAUAUUUAUGUAGUGGAGACUGCACUCCAAGGAAACUCUGUUAAAGAAAGCAUUAUGUCUUCUCAAUCUGACCUAAUUACAGGUGUCUAUGAAGGAGGUUUAAAGAUUUGGGAAUGCACUUUUGAUCUCCUGGAUUAUUUAUCUGAAACUGAUAUUCAGUUUGCACAGAAGUCUGUUUUGGACCUUGGGUGUGGAGCUGGACUGCUAGGAAUAGUUGCACUAAAAGGAAAUGCCAAAGAAGUUCAUUUUCAAGAUUAUAACAGUUCAGUAAUUGAAGGAAUCACCAUACCGAACGUACUGGCUAAUUAUUCUCAAAAUGAUGAUGGUGAGGAAGAUACCCAGCUUCACCUAAAUCAAUCUAGGAAAAAAGACUUCACCCAAGAUUUUCUGUCUAAAUGCAAGUUUUUUUCUGGAGAAUGGUCAGAAUUUAGUACAUUUAUUUUAAAUAACACCAAACCUUUAGUAAAAUACGAUCUCAUACUUACAUCAGAAACUAUUUAUAAUCCUAAUUACUAUGAAGUUUUCCAUGAUGCACUUUCAAGUUUAUUGGCAAGGAAGGGCACCAUAUUUUUAGCUAGCAAAGCCCAUUAUUUUGGGUGUGGAGGAGGGGUCCACCUUUUUACAAGUUUCAUAGAAAAGAAGAAUGUAUUUAAAUCUCAAGUGGUUAAAGUUAUUGAGAAGGGGCUCAGUCGUUUCAUUAUUGAACUGACAUUUAAGAAUUCCUGUUAAAAUGCUAACAUUAUUAAAUAUGUAUUUUCUGUUAUCAGAGGUGUUGUAAUAAAUUAUUACUACAUUUGACUACUUACAUAAAAACUUCUUUCAUUUAC
Thamnophis elegans (Western terrestrial garter snake) is the source of this 1345-nucleotide messenger RNA. RefSeq names its product methyltransferase like 18 (gene METTL18). The transcript has 2 exons. Gene Ontology annotation, molecular function: protein-L-histidine N-tele-methyltransferase activity. Gene Ontology annotation, biological process: peptidyl-histidine methylation, to form tele-methylhistidine. The record is from RefSeq and is a predicted model, not a curated record. Lineage: Eukaryota; Metazoa; Chordata; Lepidosauria; Squamata; Natricidae. The coding region runs from base 192 to 1247 and encodes 351 amino acids.